UAUAAAAGCUGGCCGAGUGAUGAGCAUAAAAAACCGAAUCCCUAAUACGUUGUCUCCCACAGGCGAAACCAUGUCUCUCGCGAUCCCAGCCCAGCCGCCCAGCCUCAACCUCACAGAUCAGGACGACAAGAUCCGCAAUCAUGGUACCGGCUCAAAAGACUCGAAGCUUGCUGGAAAGUCUUUGACUCAACAAUUUGACUACUUGUCGCUGGCUCUGCCUCUCCCUCUCCCUCAUGAACAAGAAGAAGAAUCAGCAAAGGGGGAAGAGGAGGAGGAGGAAGAAGAAGAAGAAGAAGAAGAAGAAGAAGAAGAAGAAGAAGAAGAGGGUGAAGACGAGGAAGAAGUAUUUGACGUUUGUCGUGUUUGCUUGAAGGACAAGGAACACUGGACAUUUGAUUGCCCGUAUCUGGAUCGCAUCCCGAACCCGAAGACGACAACUGUUGGCAGUGGCUAUGCAAUAGUUUGUAGAGGAUGUCAUGUGUUGGGUGGCCAUGGUGAUAGGGCCUGGGUAGGACGUGCCAUUAUGAAGUCUUGUAGUAUUUGUGAGGUACCAGCUUCUCACUGGAAUUACGAAUGCCCAAAAAACCCCGACCCCAGAAAGUAUGACUAUUCGAAAAAUCGUAAGGUGUUGAAGCAAGAGGUCUAUAGUGUCGCAUGAGUACUUUUCAUUAGCCACCAUUACGAUAAACUAUGUUAUCCCUUGUAUAAGAAUUUUAUCCCGUGUUUGAGAACUCAGUACUAUUGUGUCCCCUAUUAUGAAAACGCCUAUCUAGACAUUGUUAUUGUACCGGAUUGUUAUUUGCGUCUUGCCAACUGUAUUUUCUUCUACUGCUGCUUUUAUUA
This is a messenger RNA of Rosa chinensis, 843 nucleotides long. RefSeq names its product histone H3.v1. The transcript has 3 exons. Lineage: Eukaryota; Viridiplantae; Streptophyta; Magnoliopsida; Rosales; Rosaceae. Bases 20 to 658 code for a protein of 212 amino acids. The record is from RefSeq and is a predicted model, not a curated record.